Harpia harpyja (harpy eagle) is the source of this 6062-nucleotide messenger RNA. It is a transcript of the gene GLYCTK, whose product is annotated as glycerate kinase. Gene Ontology annotation, biological process: protein phosphorylation. Gene Ontology annotation, molecular function: glycerate kinase activity. The record is from RefSeq and is a predicted model, not a curated record. The transcript has 4 exons. Bases 2071 to 3591 code for a protein of 506 amino acids. Gene Ontology annotation, cellular component: cytoplasm. NCBI's taxonomy places the organism in Eukaryota, Metazoa, Chordata, Aves, Accipitriformes, Accipitridae.
UUGUGCUCAAUUCCCCUGGUUCUUCAGGGUCAGCCGUGCACAGAAACAUCACAGCAGAGACAGAGCCUGUUAAAAGCUUUGGGGCUUUAUUUUCUUAAACUCCCCUGGCUCCAUUUAAGCCUUUUUCUUCAACCACUUCUGCAAACCCUGUAUCGCAGCUCAGACGAGGCGACCUGGGGCAUGAUGCACCUCUGUUUUGUAACACCUUCCUCUGAUUGUGCCAUGCUGCCAGGUGAAUCAGAGACCUGCUGGGAACGGAGAUGCUAAUCUCAGUUCCUGAGAGGUGUACAGCUGACUUCACUGGUGUUAGCACAGUUACUCUGGCCCUCAUUGUAAGAGGGCUGAGGCUCAGUGGUUUAAACUGCUGGCAGCAUCAGCUGCCAUGAAGGUUAAGAGUCUAGUAACAAAGUGGUCAGGACACGCUGUCUUUUGUUCCUCUCUCUCCUCCUGAUUGAAAAGGCAGUCCUUCUGACCAGGAUCUAAAGGGAGUAUAGAAAGGUAGUUUAUCUGCCUUCGGUUUUGCCUUUAAAAUCUGUUUCUCCUAAGCAUUGAAUCAUUUACGGUUAGACUUAAUGAUCUUAAGGCUAUUUCCCAACUUAAAUGAUUCUUGGAUUUUUUUCUCUGGCAAACCUAUGAUUCUCUGUAUAGUUUUACCUGCAAAUCCCUUGUCCGAUAGAUUUCGGAGUGUGUCCAAGUUUCAUUGCCUGAGAAGGUGGUUGUGUAGAGGUUUUCACAGAGCCUUUGGGUCCUGGCAGCAAAAUAAGGCAGAUUUAGACCCAGAGGAGCUGUUGGAAAGCUUGUCUGGCUUAAUGAUUAACACCUUGCAAUGCUAUGGGAGUGUUAGGACAAAGAGACCUCUGGACUUGUGAGCUCUCCCAGAAGAAGCCAGCUGCUGGCCUUGCACUGAAACACAUCCAUUUACUAGAGAGAGGAUUAACUCCCUCAGGUAAUUUGAGUGGGUCUGUGAUCGAGCGUGUUGCCCAGGCUGCUUCCGCCUCCUGGCACCCUGUCUGAAUUGCCUGCACCAUAAUUGCCAUGAGCAGGAGAGACGCAGAUCACAAGGAUCUUUGAUCCUGAGAAACCAGCAGUGAACUUGCUGCCAGUUAACAGAAGGAAGGAGAAAUGCUGGGAGGGAAUAGAUGCAUGUGUGCUGGCAGGGGCUGCCUUUCCUCUGUCAAGACAAGUGUCUGCCCUUGAGCAGUUGAGAUCUUGCAGUCCACACGCAGAUCUGUUGCAUAUAAUGCUAAUACUCAGUGGAGACUACCUCAGCUGGGCUUUCACAGACGUGGCUGGCAACUUUGCCCAGAUCUGAAGUCUUAUUUGGGCUCUAAAUGUGAUUUUAAUGGAUAAUGAGAGGACUAAAAAAACAAAGGCGAAGGAAGCCUUGUGUUAAUUUGCUGUUUGGUGGAGAAACCUCAUUACUGGUCUCUCUGUGGCCACCAGCAGCAAGGGAUCAGGCAGCCAGCAAGCCUGUUGUUUCUCCUAAGUCUGUGCCUGAUGCUGCAGGGACACAUGGGGCAAUGCGCAGCCAGAGAAUGAGAUCAGCAUUUGGCUAGCACAAGGAAGGGAGUUAAUGUAGUGAAAAGCUGUUCCACCCAGACACCCUGCUCUCUCCAGGACAGAGAGCAGCUUCCACAGUUUGGAAAGGCAUCAGAUGCUGAGCAAAUAGAAAUGAUGGCUUGCCAGUGGCAAAUCUACAGUGAUAGCAAAGCUGGGUGGCAGGGCUCACCUUCCCUAUGGGAGGUGAUGGGAUUGCAGAGGAACCACAAGCUGACAGGUAGUUUGAAUGUGACACUGUCCUUCCCUCCCUCCUGCCUGGGCAGAGGUUUGAAAAUGCUGCUGAUAUGGUACCUUCGUCUAGAGGAAACAGGAACUAGAGCUCUCCAUGGUUCAUGUUUUGGCCUCCGGACUCUCCCUAUGACAGCCCUGUCUCUUCUGCUAGUGUUCACUUUCCCUUGCAGGUUGGAGGGUGCCAGCUGCCCCAGCUCUCAAGGACUUGCCAGUGUCAGCAGAGUGUGUACAAGCCCACCCCACUGAGUAGAUUGAGUCAGCCCGGCCACCUUGUGCAGCAUGUCCCUCCGCGAGCAUGCACUGUCCCUAUUCCGCAGGGCGGUGGGCACCGUCCAGCCGGCUCCAAUGCUGAAGAGGGCUGUGAAGCUCCAGGGAGACAGGUGCCCUCAGCUGGUGGUGAAGGGCCAGGCCUUUCCAGUGAAGAGGGACCUGUACCUGGUGGGUUUUGGCAAAGCUGUGCUGGGGAUGGCUGCGGCAGCAGAAGAGGUCCUGGGAGACCACCUCAUUCGGGGGAUCAUCAGUGUGCCACUAGGCAUUCAGGAGAGCCUGCAGCGAGCAGGAAUGCAGGAGAUGCUCCUGAAGCCACGCAGCAAAAUCCAGGUCAUCGAAGGUGCCAAGAACAACCUCCCAGACUCAGAGGCUCUGAAGGGAGCAGCUGCCAUACAGGAGCUGGCUGAGGGCCUGACUGCAGAUGACCUGCUCCUUGUGCUCAUCUCAGGGGGUGGAUCAGCCCUACUGCCUGCUCCCAUCCCUCCCAUCCUCCUUGAAGAGAAGGAGAAACUCACAAAGAUGCUGGCUUCCCGAGGAGCUGCCAUACAAGAGCUGAAUAUUGUCCGGAAGACUCUGUCCUUGCUGAAGGGUGGAGGGCUAGCCCGGCUCGCAUAUCCUGCACAGGUGGUGAGCCUCAUCCUUUCUGAUGUUAUUGGUGACCCCCUGGACAUCAUAGCAAGUGGGCCCACUGCUGCCAGCUCCCACAGUGUCCAAGACUGCCUGCAGAUACUCACCAAAUACAACCUGCUGCUCAACCUGCCCAAGUCAGUGGAAACGGUCCUGUCCAGCUCUCCCUCCGAGCCCACUGCUCCAGAAGACUACUCCCACGUUUGCAACAUCAUCAUCGGAUCAAACACGCUGGCUUUAGACGAGGCCAAACGCCAAGCCGAGGGCCUGGGCUAUGCCACUCUGAUUCUGAGCACAGCAAUCUGUGGUGAAGUCAGCCGCAUCUCCAUGCUGUACUGCCAGCUGAUCCAGCUGGUCUGCCUGGGCUUCGCCGGCCUUGGAGAAGGGCCCCUGAGUGACAAGGUGAGGGGGAAUCUCCUGCAGCUGGCCGCAGAGCUAGAGAUCCCAGGUUUGAACCUUGCCGAGUUUCUGCGUGCCCUGCGAGGAUUAGGGCCUGAAAGACCAGUCUGCAUCCUGGCCGGUGGAGAAACCACAGUUCAGCUCCAAGGUACUGGUAAGGGAGGGAGGAACCAGGAGCUGGCCCUUCGUGUGGGGCUGGGGCUGCACAGGGCACAGGCCAUGGAGACCAGCAGCCCCCCAGGCAGGUGUGAGAUUGUCUUCCUCAGCGGGGGAACAGACGGGCAGGAUGGGCCGACAGAGGCGGCAGGGGCCUUCUGCAGCCCAGAGCUGGUGGAUGAGGCGCUGCAGGAGGGCCUUGAUGUGGAGGCCUUUCUCAGCAACAAUGACUCCUAUACAUUCUUCAGCCAGUUCCAAGGUGGGCGUCACCUCCUGGUGACAGGUUUGACAGGCACCAAUGUCAUGGACAUCCAGACCAUUUUAAUUAGAGCCACAGAGAGAUCAUGAGAGCUCCCUCUGCAGAUAUCCAGAUGCAUUUAACUAGGAGCAGGGGUAAAUGAAGUCAUCAACACUGCAGUCAAAUACAAACUACUUAAAUUAGGGCUCGCUGUCAAGGGUGCUAAUACCUUUGACAGAAAGAAUCCACUAAUUAGACACGAGUGGAUGUCCACAGCAAAAGCAAGCACUUGUAAUUGGGAUCAGAGGAAGGUAAGAAAGAGGUCAUAUUACAGACGUGAAGGACAUAUUUAACACUUCUUCUGAGAGCCACCACACUUGUGACUGCUUCAACUAUAGUUAAAAGAUGUGGGGAAAUAGAGGCCAUGGUAGGGCUGCCAGGGAGAGCCCUCACUGCGGCUGUUGCACCCCCAGUGACCCCAGCUCAAGAGCAGCUCGGCAGCAGGCUUUUGCAGGUUCACAGGAGUGCAUUACAGUGACUGAAGGAUGUAAAACCAAUAGCAAGGCCUGCCCAGCUGGAGGCAUGGAGGUGCUGGGGGGAUGCGGUGGGAAGGGGACACCCAGCACCUGCUCCACACACCAGCGCAGUGCCCUGCAGCUCCUGCCACACCAGGGAACCCGAGGCGACAUGGGGACCCCAAGACCAGCAUGAUGCACACCCAGCAGCGUGGCUAAAGAGCACGUUGGCUGAGAGAUGCACUUGAUACUGGAUGCGUGACACAAAAGCAGCGCAUAGUGACAGUGACACAGAGGGUGGUAAACAUCCACUGUGCAGCAUAAGAAGGGGGAUGAUUGAGGUGCAGUGGCAAGCCAACUGAGUGGAGCCCUUCUCCUCCAGCCUCCUUCCCUCCACAGGGACAUCUUCCCUGCUGAUCCCUGUCAGGAGACCCUCCAUGCCAGCAGUGUGUAUGCUAUGAGCUUUCAGGGUGUUGUUUUCCAACUGCCCAGAAAACAGUCAUGCAUCCAGCCUGAGCCCCUGACCUUUCUUCUACACUGAGGCAGAAGUCGCUGUCACUCUGAUUAACUCUGCUAAUUCCACAGAACAAAAGGCAAGGAAACCUUCACGCUCAGCUCUCCUGACCCAUGCUGCUGAGCUGAUCAAAGGGCAAAGCUGCCAGAGCUGUGCUUUGACAGGGAGCUGCUCCCCAGCAUGUAUAAGGAUGCAGUGGUUAUUGCAGUUUCGUCACCUACUGCAGUGCAAUAUGUGGGAGAGCAGAGAUGAGCCGAGUUUCCCAGGACGUGGAGCCCACAGUGGAGCUGGUUUUCAGAAGGGUUCUGCCUGUAGCAACAGGCACGGUGACGGUUUUGGCUAGAUAUUAAAGGACUUCAGCUCAGCAGCCAGUAUGACCCAACACGUCCAACUCCUUUUGAAUAUCUGCCUGUUUGUUACAGAGCCUAAAUGGGAGCUGAGCUACUUUGAAAAUCCAGCCCUAAUUUAAUAGGACACGCUUGACUCAGACUCUUUCCAGACAGACCGACCUACUCCGUGUGGCUGAUCUCAUCUCGUGACAUAAAUACACCGUCCUGCCAACACCAUGAGUCGUGGUGUCUCACUGAACAGCUGUUCUGCACCCAGCUCCAAGAUGGAUCGGAGGGUGGAUUUUUGAGGAGGAUGCAACACCUCCUGCUUUGGUUUUGAAGCCAAUAUCUAACAAGAAGUGAUAUCAGCAGGACCAUCACGGGGCCCGGUAUCGAUGCCAGGCUGGCAGCUGGACUGUCUGGGCCACAGCCCAGGCGUAGUGUCAAGGCACAAGCCUGGGGAUUUCAAAACCCUGGUCUUACCCCAGUGGUUUAAACUCAUCCACGCAUCUCAUUUGUCCUCUGAGUCUGAAGGUCUUCUGUAACAUGCCUGAACUUGCUCCUGCUGGCAAACAGCUUUGAGAUCUGCUUGGGAAAACCUGCCAAGCGUUACAAAGCUCGCUGUGCCCCCGUAAUGUCAGGUGGCAGUUGCGCAGGAGAAGCUGCUUUGUGCCCUGCAUUUUUCUCGGGAGGUCGCUAGCAGGUCGCUGGCAGGUCGCCUCCUCCAUGCCCGGCAUGCCAGCACUGCAGGGGCACUAACACGCGCAGUGAUACAGCCGAAACGUAUGGGCUGCGGCCAGGAUAAUUGGCUAAAGCUGGCUCCAAAAUGUUGUUAAUGCUUCCUGUCCGAUUCCGCUCCAGUGAAAUCCAGAGUGACUCCAGUUUUGGGCUGGGGUGCCUGGCAGAAGGGUCACUGGCAUCUUCAGCAGCAGGUCCGGCGUGGCAGCCUGGGCAUGCUGUCACAGGCCCACCAUACCCCUGCGCUCUGCCCACAGACUGCCACACUGCUGAGCGCCGUGCUAGUCCUUGGAGCUGCUGCUCGUGCUGCGUUGCAGUCAAGUUUGGAAGACCUUGGGCUAGCGCUCACUGGCUUCUCCUGGGAAAUGCCUACCACACGUACCCUGAGCAGUGUCCUUGCUUUCUAAAGAGUGGCUUUUCACUAAUGAUUUAAAAGAGUUUGUGCUGGGGAGGAGAGAAUGCUAAUAAAAAGUUUGUUGAAAGGA